AUGUUUUUAGAAGCUUCAGUUAAUGCGAAAGAGGAAGGCAGGGUCCCCUGCUGCUUUUUCUUCAGCCAUGGUCCUGAAGCUAAACCACAAGAAGCAGAUCCUUAUGAAAUAUACCAACAAUUCGAGAUCCAUCAACGAAAACCAUCCUCUCGAAGAUACUUUGCAACAUCCGUUGAUCCUGACGGAGUACCACCAGAGUUCCUCAAGAGAAAGUAUUGGACCGUUGAGUACUCGACGACAUCCGGAGACUAUGGCCUGAAAGAUGAUGCAAAAGGAAUUGACACUAAGCGUUACGACCUUCCUACUAUUCUCAACACAAACAUUCCGGUGGGGCAUUGGUAUGUACCUUUCAUAUUCGUCAAGGAAGGAGACGCAAAGGAUCACCUUAAGAUCUCAAAUUAUUACCGCAUGACUCUUUACCAAAGAUGGGAAGAGGUUUACUCUUGCGAGAACGCACACAAAGACAACUGCGAGGUUGUAGUUAAUGUCCAAGUGGAACCACAAGUUGUGAAGCUUGAGGGACAAGAAAUUAAAGAAAAAAGAGGAAGUAUGGAUGAAACUGAGUUUGUUUGGUUUGAGGGCGGCGUAGACAAGAAGCUAGGUUUAAGAUAUGCUGUUAUAGAGAGGAUGAAAUAUGAAGAGCUGAGAUUCGGGUGGAAUAGCGAUCCAGAAACAGCUGUGAUUGAGACAUCUGUUCGAUUCAAUGGAGGCGAUUCGAGCUGGAAGAGCUAUAAAGGUUAUGUGUUGGUGGAGAGCUUUGUGUUGAGGAGAAUGGAUAAGAGUUUGGUCGUGACAUUUGAGUUUAGACAUGAUAAAUUGAAGAGCAAGUGGAGAUUCGAAGGUGGUUCAUCAGCUUCUCUGUGUUGUCAUCUGUGCAACUUAAGGCGUCUCUCGGAAUGUCAGAGAAGCUUGUCCAAGGCGUUGCCGGAAGGUCCAAGUUCGGGGGUGCUUGUGAUUCAAGACGAAGAGUCAAAGCCGACUUGUUGCUUUGGAUCUUGCUACGACGGUGAACUCAGAGGCUUACCGUUCCCACAGAACGCCAAGGUGACUGUGACUUACAGAACCGGAACUGGUCAGAACAGGAGAAGUUACCAUGACCCGGUUCUGUUCAUUCCUGUUCUUGAUCAUCCUCUAUCUUCCAACCGUUAUUAUGUUAUUAAACGACGUGGCAAGCACUCAGGAGAAGCUUCGGUUAGUGCAAAAGAGGAAGACAGAGUCCCCUGCUGCUUUUGCUUUACUUAUGUUCCUGAAGCUAAGCCACAAAAAGCAGAUCCUUAUGACAUAUACCAACAAUUCGAGAUUCAUCAAACGAAACCAUCCUCUCGGAGAUACUAUGCAACCACGGUCGCUCCUGGCGGGAUACCACCAGAGUUCCUUAAGAGAAAGUAUUGGACCAUUGGAUACUCCAAUUCCCAAGACUUUGGUCUGACAGAUGAUGCAAAGGGGAUUAACACUAAGCUUCGUUCAGAGCUUCCCAAUGAUCUAAACACAAGCGUCGUGGUAGGGAAAUGGUAUGUCCCUUUCAUAUUCGUGAAGGAAAGAGAUGCAAAAUAUCAGAUCAAGAGCUCAACCUACUACAUCAUGACUCUUAAACAAAGAUGGGAAGAGGUUUACUCAUGUGAAAACGUUAAUCAAAACGAUGAAGAAGGAGAGGUUGCCGUUGAUGUUGAAGUAGAAACAGAAGUGGUGAAGCUUGAGGGAGAAGAAACCAAUCUGAGAGAGACAAGUGGUGAUGGAGUUGUUUGGUUUAGUGUCUUAAGGGAUGAGAGACAAGACAAGAAGGUAGGUCUUGGGUCCGUGGUCGUGGAGAGGAUGAAAUGGGAAGAGGAAAAGUUUGGGUGGUCAAACAAUGGCGAAAGAUCUAACAUUAAGAGAUCAGAGAGAUUCAAAGGUGGUUCAUCGCAUUGGAAGAAUUAUAAAUGUUAUGUACUGGUAGAGAGCUUUGAGUUGAAGAGAAUGGAUGGGAGUUUGGUGUUGACAUAUGAGUUUAGACAUGUUGAUAAGUUGAAGAGCAAGUGGGAUUGAAUUUAUUCAUCUUUAUGUGUUAUGUGUGCAACUGUUGGUUUAACAAUUUGGUGUCAUGCAAGUUCUUGUAAUAAUACUUAAGGUUUCAUGUCAUGUAAAGAUCAAUUUUAAUGAAUCUAAAUUUAACCUAACCAUCAAGAAUCUGUGAAGAAGCGGC
Molecule: messenger RNA, 2182 nt
Organism: Thlaspi arvense
Lineage: Eukaryota; Viridiplantae; Streptophyta; Magnoliopsida; Brassicales; Brassicaceae
Source: the annotation of a GenBank genome assembly